AUGUCCACCAUCAAAGCCCUCCUCAACCACCCCGGCUCCUCGCCCUCCACCACGCCGCCUCCUCAACAACACACUCCACCCAUCCCCCGCCUCCUCAGCCCGGCCCCACUCAGCACCCGCACCUACAACACCACCCCUCCUCCCUCCUCCCUCACCCACGCCGCGAAACCCAAAAUCUGCAAAGACGCGCCCAUCUUCACCCGUGGGCCCCCACGCGGCACUCUCCGCUUCCCUCCCCACGAGUACGCCGCCGACAUCCUCGUCCCGAACACCGACAAGCUCCUCAAAGACUUCCACGACCACUUCGACGUCUACCCCUCUGGAGGUAACAUGGGCGACUACCCGCGCCACAUCCCCUACAACAGCGAGAAGCGUGUCUAUCUGGACAAGACGGCGCGGGAUUUCUUCGAGGUGUUUCAGUAUCAGUUCCGGGUGCCCGGGGAUGAGGCCGGGAAGGUGUAUACGAUGCUGUGGGAUUAUAAUAUUGGGCUGGUGAGGACGACGCCGUUGUUCAAGUGUUGUGGCUAUGGGAAGACUACGCCGGCGAAGAUGCUCAACAAGAAUGUUGGGCUUCGUGAUAUCUGCCAUUCCAUCACUGGUGGAGCGCUUGUUGCUCAAGGUUACUGGAUCCCCUACGCCGCCGCCAAAGCCAUUGCCGCCACCUUCUGCUACUCGAUCCGCUACGCACUGACCCCCGUUUUCGGCAUCGACUUCAUCGACCUCUGCGUCGAGCCCAUGGACCCGCGCUUCGGCUGCAUGCUCAUCGACCAAGCCAUCACCGAGCAGUGUCGCGCCGAAGCCGCCCGCUUCAAAGAACUCGAGCUGCAGUUUCCAACCGCCCGUCCGACGUCCGCACCCGGUAGCCGCUCCGCCAGUCCCCGCACUCCGACGCCGACUCUUGCCCACCGGGUCCCAACCGUGCUGCGCUUCAAGCCCGUCAAUGCCGGCGGCGUUGGCGUUGGCAGCGGCACGGACGACGACGGCCCAGACGCCCCCUCGAGCAGCAGCACCAGCGACAUGGCCAGCGAGAGCGAGCGCGACAUCAGCGAGCCCGACGACACGUACGCGCUGUCACCGGCCAACACGCUCUCGCCAUCGACGCCCGUGUUCCACAACGUGUGGACCGCCGCCAACGCCCCCCGCUCGGCACCGCGACUCGAUGAGGAGCUACACAGCCCCAAGAGCGUCAUGAAGGCUUUCAAGGCGAAGCGCACCUUCGCGGCGUUUGAGGAGGAGCAAGGGUGGAGUGGUGCGCGGCCUGGCGUCAGUGCGUACUCUAGCCCCGCGGGAAGUCCGAAGAGAGGUCGCAUGGGAGGGUGGGGGGUUCGUGGGAAUGAGGGACGGGGGGUCGAUGAUGGCUAUGAGGCUGAGACGGAGGGCGAGGGGGAUGGGGAUGCGAUGGAGAUUGACGCUGGGGCGGGACCCCGGUAUCAUGGGAACGGCGAGUUUGGCGAUAAGGAGGCGGCGAAGGCGCUGUUGAGCUUGUGGGGUGUGAGGAAGAAGGUCGGGCGGCGUGCGAGCGCUUGA
Messenger RNA from Cyphellophora europaea CBS 101466, 1527 nucleotides. RefSeq lists its product as uncharacterized. NCBI's taxonomy places the organism in Eukaryota, Fungi, Ascomycota, Eurotiomycetes, Chaetothyriales, Cyphellophoraceae. The record is from RefSeq and is a predicted model, not a curated record. Gene Ontology annotation, molecular function: DNA binding. The transcript has 3 exons. The coding region runs from base 1 to 1527 and encodes 508 amino acids.